CAACGAAGACUCGUUUUCCCCACCUACUUAACACAGUUUUUGUAAAAUAGUGUAGAUGUAUGUACACAGAUGAUCUAACGACACUUGGUAAAAAAAACAUAUGUGUCUUGUGGCUUAUUGUUUCAUUAAACAGUAAUUUCAAUAUUAAAAUGACGGCCGCUAGUUGGCGCAGGUGUCGCGCACACUGGCAGUAACAGAUUCUCUGAGUCAAAUUCACACUUGCAGAUUGACCUCUUCAGAAAGUUUUUUUUUGUCCUAAAAACACAAUGUCAACAAACGGCAGGACCUCGAGAAUAUUACAGUUCAUAGCACCAGAUGAGCGCCGUCAGUUUGGAAUCGAGACUCCAUUCCAGCGUCUGGCUUGGCAAAUGCAAGACAUAUUAGGGGAUGGAGGAAUUCUCAAAGAGGUUGUCCAUGCAGGAGAAGGUCCACCUGUACCCAAGCAUGCCUCUGUAUCAAUUCAUUUCUCUGGUUUCAUUGAGUACUCUGACGCACCAUUUGAGACAACCAGCCACCUUAAAUAUCCACGAAUGAUGAAGCUUGGUAGAGAUGUUACUUUGUAUGGCCUAGAGCUUGGUCUUCUUACUAUGAAGAAAGGCGAGUUUUCCCGUUUUCUUUUCAAGCCCAAAUAUGCCUAUGGGGACCUUGGAUGCCCCCCGCACAUACCUCCAUUAGCCACAGUCCUCUAUGAGGUGCAAGUCCUCGAUUUCCUGGACUCGGCACAAGUGGAUGAAUUCAUGGAUUUGAGUAUGGAAGAGCAGAACAAUGUUCCUCUGGCCACGUUUCUGAAUGUACUGGACACACAGCGGAGCUUUGGCAACCUCUGCUUCAAUAAGAAGCGCUAUGAAGAUGCUCGAGAGCGAUACAAACAGGCCAUGACACUUUUCCAGAAUCGUGAGUCGGUGGAUGAAGAAGAGAAGAAGCGUCUUAACGAAAUGAAAUUGCCUUUCCUGCUCAACCUCUCACUCACGUACCUCAAACUGGAGAAACCCCAGAAGGCCCUUUGCUACGGUCAGAAAGUGCUGGACAUCAGCCCUCAGAACACUAAAGCGCUCUUCCGCUGCGGCCAGGCCUGUUUGGAGAUGAAUGACUAUGAGAAGGCACAAGAUUACCUAACACUCGCUCAGGCGAAAAAGCCAUUCGAUCCUGACAUCAACACCUUGCUGAGAAAGCUUGCUCUCUGCUACAAGGACUAUUUGGACAAAGAGAGAGAUAUGUGCUCCAAGAUGUUCUCGGGUUUUAAAGGAAUGGAAAAGUGAAGCUUGCAGUGUCCAUGGUGGCGUUUUUACCAUUUUUCAAACCCUCCAGAUUGACCACAAGUGGGCAGUAUAAACCCAACAAAUUGUAAUUUUGGUUUGAGUGGCCAACAUUGCCUUAAAUUUUGUCAUACUUUUAAUUGCUUAUAGUUCAAUUUUGUGUUUGCCAAUAUAUACUUUUUUCCCCACAGCUUUCAGCAUUAUGUUCUCUGUUACUGUAAGAUAAGCUUUAUUAUAGCAGACAGUCAAGAUUUUGCAGUGUUGUGUUCAGUACUCUAUAUGGAGCAUCAGGAUGUCUCUCAUGUGUGUGGCUGGAGUUUCAGAAGUUAUAUAGACUUGUUCAUUUGUUGAAUUAUUUCUCAUGCACUUUUUUUUUUUUUGUAUGCCAUGCAAUGCACAUCUUAAUUUUACUUAUUUUGUAUGUAAAUUUUGAAGUUAACAUGAAAACAAUGUUGUUAUGCCUUAGUUUUGAAUUUUCUUUGGAUUUAUAUGGAAAUUAAUAAUACUGUAUAAGAUUAAAAAUACACAUAAAUUUUGUUUACUCUAACAAAAAAGUAAAAAAUGUCAAUAUAUAUUGUGUAUAUAUAAUGUUUACCCUUAUACGAGUCUUAUAUGAAUCUAGUCAUCUUGUUGUGUUGUUUUGGUACAUUUUACCUAGUCUUUCCUUCCUGUCCUAACACCAGUCUUUAACAGCCCCCAAAAUGUAUUUGGACACUUAAAGCUCCCUUAAAAAUGUAAUUUCAUUAUCGCAAAAUAUUAAACCAUGUUGUGUCUGCCAAAAAAAUUCUGCACAUGUUUUCUUAGAACUAAUUUCACUGAUGUAUGAAGUCUUUUCUUCUCAAUUUCACACAUGUGUCCAGCAGAGUAAGCACAGGUGUGGCUCAUCACAUUUACUAUGUAAAAAAAUAAAUAAAAAAUGGUAUUCCACGUUUGCUCUAGCUUGUUUG
Messenger RNA from Onychostoma macrolepis, 2203 nucleotides. It is a transcript of the gene fkbp6, whose product is annotated as FKBP prolyl isomerase 6. Gene Ontology annotation, molecular function: protein binding; peptidyl-prolyl cis-trans isomerase activity. The transcript is spliced from 8 exons. NCBI's taxonomy places the organism in Eukaryota, Metazoa, Chordata, Actinopteri, Cypriniformes, Cyprinidae. The record is from RefSeq and is a predicted model, not a curated record. Bases 267 to 1259 code for a protein of 330 amino acids.